AUGGCACACCAACUUACGCCUGCGACUACGAAUAUCGCAGGAAGUUUGAACAUGACUGCAGUUGAUCAGAAGAAUCCAGAAAGUUCAUCGCGAAUUGAGAGAGUGUUUCCCAUCCGUAUUGAAACAGGGUCAGAAAUACUUGAUCCAAAGUCUAAUGAUUCUAGUGUUGCGAAAUAUCAGAAUGUGUCGGACAUCACAGUUUCUAAAGUUGAUCCGGUUGUUGUGUCCGAUGUCGAUAGUGCCAUCGAGACAAAAGCUCCAAAAGUUGUUUUGGCAGAAUCUUGCCGGCCAUCAUCACCAUCCGAACGCACUUUCAUUACAAGUUCGAUUCAUCAUUUACUUUCUGACAAUCAAUCUACUAUCAACCGUGCCAAUGACGAGAGAGUCCUCCGUUGCGAAGAUGAGCCCAUUCAGAUUCCGGGAUCGAUCCAAAGCUUCGGAGCAUUGAUAGCUCUUGAAGAGAAAGAGGACGGACAAUUCUCGGUCCGAAUUGCAAGUGAGAAUUCUCAAACCAUCAUUGGUCGAGGACCCGAAGACCUGUUUGAACUCUCUUGUUUCACCCAACUGCUCAGUCCAGUGUACAAAUCAGACUUCAAAGCUCGAAUUGAAGCCAGAAAACUGUGGCAUAAAAAAGAAAAUCUCAAAGCAUAUCCAGAUACUUUCACAAUGAUGCUUGAAUCGAUUCCACAUACUCCUAUGUAUUGCGCUUUGCAUUUUCGUGAGGAUGCGGGCUUGUUUAUAUGCGAGUUCGAAGCAAAGAAUGAUCUAAUGACUGACAUUCCUCCGGAGAAUUCAAGCUUGCCUGGUGAAUCGGUCAACGUUAUUGACAAUCAAGCUACAGAGGAGGAGCGAAUCAUAUCAAUCACGAAGUAUAGUGAGCCAUUUCGCACAUUGCAGAGAACAAACAGGCUCGGAGAGAUGGAGAUGUUUCAUCUCGGCUGUGAGGUUCAGGAGCAGCUCAAUUCGGCCAUUUCAAUAGCAUCUCUGCUAGACAUUGUCGUUGGUCUCGUGUUCGAUUUGACCGGAUUCCACAGAGUUAUGGCUUAUCAGUUUGAUGAAGAUGAUGCAGGCCUGGUCAGAGCAGAAUACAUUGACGAGAGAGCGUCUUUAGACCUUUAUCGUGGGCUCAAGUUCCCGAAUUCUGACAUCCCAAUUCAAGCUCGGCAGCUCUACCAACUCAACAAGAUACGAUUGCUUUAUGAUCGAAAGCAAAAGACAGCAAGACUCAUGUCUUCAACUAAGCAACAUAAUCCCAAAAGUCUUAAUCUUUCAUCGGCGUAUUUGAGGGCCAUGUCACCUGUUCACAUCAAAUACCUGGCAAAUAUGGGUGUGCGAGCAUCAUUUUCGAUCUCUUUGAUUGUAGAGGGACGAUUAUGGGGCUUGAUCUCUUGCCAUGAUUAUGGUCUGGAAGGGAAAAGAGUCUCAUUUCCAAUGAGGGAGUUGUGCCGAAGUUUAGGUGAUUGUACGAGUAACAACAUCGAAAAACUACUCUACCUUUCCCGGAUACAAGCGCGAAGACAUCUCGGCAAAGCCCCUACUAAGGUCUCACCAUCCCAAUAUGUUGCUGCUUCAUCAAGAGAUCUAUUGCAAAUGUUCGAAGCAGACUUUGGGUUCUUGGCCAUUAAGGACGAGGCAAGAACAAUCGGACGCUUGUUUGCCUACAAUGAAAGCAUUUCUUUACUUCAGUAUAUCCGCAGGAAGUCACAUACAUCCGUUUUUUAUACUCAAAACAUCUCCGCGGACUGCACAGAUAUCAUGUUUCCUUCGCGCUUCGUUUUGAUUUCUGGAUUUCUUGUGAUUCCACUAGCUUUGUCAGGAUCUGACUUCUUGGUCUUCUUCCGCAAAGGACAGCUAAAAGAAGUGAAAUGGGCCGGCAAUCCAAACGAGAAGGUCUAUAAACCCGGUACAAGUUACCUUGAACCAAGAGCAAGUUUCAAAAGAUGGAGCGAACACGUGAUAGGUACUAGUCGAGAAUGGACUCGAGAGCAAGUUGAGUCGGCAGGGGUUUUAAGCGCACUUUACGGAAGAUUUAUUGAAGUCUGGCGACAAAAAGAGGCUAUUGUACAGCAGAAUCGUAUGACAAGACUUUUAAUACGACAAGCGGGAGCUGAAGUCCGAAACCCAUUAAACGCUAUAAUUGGUUACCUUGAAAUAGCGCUUGAAGAGGUUCUCGAUGAUAAAGCCCGUCUGCACUUGGAGAAAUCUCUAGGUGCAUCAAGAUCUCUUAUAUUUGUGGUGAACGAUCUUCUUAAUUUGACCGAGGCAGAAGGAGAAGAUCCGGAGAUGUCCCAUGAUAAUGUUGUUUUGUCAGAAAUGAUGGCCGAUGUUAUCGAAGAUUUUGGUGCUGAAUGCCGAAAGAAGAGGUUACAUAUCAAAUUUGACGAGAGCCAGAAUGUUCCCCCAAUGGUAAAAUGUGAUGGCAUUCGUUUAAGACAAACCAUCUCGAACUUGCUGUCAAAUUCUGUCAAACAUUCGACGGCUGGUGAUGUGGUAGUCGGAUUGAAGAAGGUUGAAUCUGACGAAGACAAGACUCGAGUGGAGAUGUUUUUCACAGAUAACGGUUCCGGAUUUACGGAGUCUGAACUUGACGGUAUAUUCCAAGAUUUCGAGAAAGUUCUUGACGAUGAUCACGACGUGGACGCAUCACCGAUCCUUGGCCCCGAUAAGUCAUCCAUAGGCCUAGGUCUGGCAGUGGCAGCGAGAUUUGUUAGGCUCAACGAUGGUAAAAUAGUCAUAAAUACGGAGCCAGGACACGGAACUACAGUUACUGUAUCCAUACCAUUCCGGAACUCUGACAAAGGGCGUCCCUUCAAUGCAAGAACCCCACGUGAAGACACCUCAAAUCCACCAACCAGCACUGAAUUUCCCACUCCUAUGUCCAGGACGUCUUCCGAACAUGGCGGAAGAUGUGAUACACCCGAAGGAUUCGUUGUACCUCCUCCUACUCCACUAAAGGAACCCUUCUCCGUCUCUACCACAGAAUUGCUCGAAACUCCCGAAUCAAUACCCAGUGCCUCGGCCUCUCAACCAUCGGCCUCCGCGAAAUCCGCAACCACAAAUUCCGAUUACCAACUUCAAUAUCCAUUUCCCAUCAUGGACCUUCCCCCUCAACCCGAGAUUCGCAAUCUCAAUGUCCUAGUCGCGGAAGAUAAUCCACUUAACAGUCGUCUUUUGGAAGAGCGCCUGAGGAAAAGAGGACAUGUGGUAACGGUCAAGAUUAAUGGGCAGGCUUGUGCAGAUGCUGUGAAAGCUACGCCGGAUGGAUUUGAUAUCGUUUUGAUGGAUAUACAGAUGCCCAUAGCCAACGGAUUCGAAUCCACAUUUAUGAUCCGCGCUUUCGAGAAAGAGACCAAUCCGCCAGUCUCCAAGCGCGCGAGUGUUUAUGGUCGUCUACCAAUCAUAGCUGUCUCGGCUAGUCUAGACGAACAAAAAAGAGAGGAAUACAUAGAGCUUGGAUUUGAUGGAUGGAUUCUCAAGCCCAUAAAUUUCAAAAGGUUGGAGGAGAUCUUGGCGAGUGUCGAGGAUGAUGCGAAAAGGGAGAAGUUGUUGUAUGGGAACGACAAUGUGGCGUGGGGGAAGGGAGGCUGGCUCAAAUUGAAGAAAGGAUUCGAUAUUUUGAUUGAGCAACAGAAGCAUGGGGCAAAUAGCGAAGAUAUCUGGCAUAAUCACUCGUUGAGCCCAAUAUUGGCAUUGGAGUUUUACCGUACUUUUACUGGCACAUUGUUGAUUCUUGCGGCUGAAGGCCCCUUUCUGAACAUAUAUGAUGUCGAAAGCUCGAGACUGAUCAGUCAAUGUCGAAUCUUUGACUCACAGGCCAUUCACGGUAUCAUUAUUAGAGAAUUGAACAAUGAUGCUGGUGAUAGUCUACAGGUAGUCGUUUGGGGUGGGUCAUGUUUGACCUUAAUUUGUAGAUCGCAAAUUCAGGAUAUCAUAUCUCAACAUGUGAUUAGUAUCACAGAGACAGCGACAUCCGCCAGUGAUUGGGUCCUCAGUGUUGCUUUUUGUCCUUGGGACAAGGAAGGCUGUGUUAUGGUCACUGCUCAUAAUGCAAUGCUCCAGGCAACGCUGUUGGAGAAAGCAGGAUCAAUAAUACUACGUCAAUUACAACCUUCUUCACGGUCCAUGUUGUAUUCUGCCAGUCUCGUUUGCGAAAACCAAGAUACAGUCAUAGUAGCUGCAGGAACUAUCUUUGGUGAGAUUAUAGUGUGGAAAUGUGUUGCUACCGAUGAUAGCUCUGCAUUUAGCAAUGAGGCUCUUUUUGUUUUCACUGGUCAUGAGGGUUCGAUUUUCGGUGUUGAUAUAUCUCCACUGAUCAUGGGAGAUGAUGGAAAGACUACUCGGUUGCUAGCAAGUUGUAGUGACGAUCGUACGAUCCGGAUAUGGAACCUUGCCGAGGGUGCACAGAAUGAUGUAGAUGCUAUGAAGCUGGCUGCCGACUUACUGCCACGAGAGACAGGUUUUGGCGAGCAUGCUGAAUCCCAACAUGACUCUAAUGGUUUCAAUAGAUGUGUUGCUAUGACCAUGGGCCAUAUAUCUCGUAUAUGGGGUGUCAAAUUUCACUGUCCUAAUAUAUCAGAGUUUGGCUCUUCAUCACUUACCAUUCUGUCUUUCGGAGAAGAUUCGACAGCUCAACAAUGGGCACUAGAACUCGGGAGUGAGCUUCAGAAUGGGGGCAAAACUACUGGUAUUCUAGAUCUUAAUCUUUCCAAAAUUAGUCCAAACACUCCUGCCAAACUGACGCAUAUCAAAACAUUCGCUUUCCAUACCGGGAAGCACAUUUGGUCGGCAGCUGUCACUCAGAUAGAAAGCAAUCGGAGUCUCCUCGCCACUGGUGGAGCAGAUGGAAAAAUAUCAACGUAUUGUUUUGACGAGAGAGAAACAAAUCCAGCUUUAGUAGACUCGUUAACUAAUACUGCCGCUAAAGAGUAUUCCGUUGAAGGUUCAUUUUCUUCUGUAGCUUUUGAGCUUGAGGAGGUAUUCGAAUCUCUUAGCACUGCAGAAAAUUGUCCUAGAACUGAGCAAAAGCAAGAAUCCAUGGUAUCGAAGAAAAAGUCACCCAAAGAUGCUUUCAAUCGUUAUGCCUUCGUAUCUGAAGGUGCCUUUCUUAUUACAACAUCAUUUGGGAGAAUUCUCAAAGCAACAAUCGAAGAUCGUGUUACGUUCGAAGAACUCGCUUUGCCCGGAUCGAAUGCCCAGGAUCUCAAGUCAUACUCUAUUUUGAAGGGAAGUUCAACUCUGAAACUAUGCUUCUUGGGGGGUACCAAUGGGAAGAUAUUUAUUUACCAACCAGGACUACCCAUCAUCGAGAUAGGGCACGUUGAGCGAAAGCCAUCUGAUAUGUUUAUUGUUCCCAAACAAGACAAAAAAUCUGUUGACUUAUUGGUCACGUUGGUAGGAACCCAAGAACUGACGAUAUUUUCCCUUGAUAUGCAAAAUAAACAAUCUUUCGGGUCACAUUGUAUUGUCAAAAGGACUCUCUCUUUGCCCCUGAAGUUUAUAGUCACAGGAGCCGGUAGAUCUGACGAUCAUCUUAUAAUUGGCUCUAGAGAAGGUCAAAUUGUAAUAGAAGACAUCGAUUGUGAUACCUUGAGUACAUGGAAUUCGUCUAGUAGGAAAGAUGCCAUCACUUCCAUCGUUGCUGUCCCAAAGUCAGAAGCUCAACAGACCACAAGCUAUUUCGCAAUCACCAGUCGAGAUGGUUUAUAUGCCAUCUUAUCCUACAAUAAGACUGAACCAGAAAUUACAUCGAGGAUUUCAUGUGUACAUAGUGCUGCACCGCCGUUCGGACCUAUGAUUGAAGCGUGUUGGUUUCAGGGCUCUGAUCUCAUUCUAUACGGCUUCAAAAGCAAAAGUCUCAUUGUCUGGAACGAGACCAAACAAUCUGAGAUCAUGCGCAUUGACUGCGGAGGCGCACAUCGAGCUCAUGCAUAUUCUCCACAUAAGGAUAAUAGAGGAGGUGGCAGUGGUCACUUGAUAUAUACGAAAGCGACCCAACUAUAUCUUCACCACCAAAAAGUCCCCUCGCAUCGCACCAUCAAGCCCGGUGGCCAUGGACGAGAAAUCAAAGCUUGUGCCGUAGGAGGUUUUCCCCAAAUGAUAGCCACCGGUGCCGAAGACACCAAUAUAAGAAUAUGGCGCUACACAGACGACCAGAACCAUCUUUCCUCCUCGAAGAGCCUCAACUGCCUCACUGUAAUCCAAAAACACACAUCAGGCAUCCAGCAUCUCCACUGGCACAACUCGCACUAUCUCUUCAGCAGCGGCGGCGUCGAAGAAUUCUACAUCUGGGCCCUGCAAGAAAUUCCCGGAUUCGGCCUCGGAGUCCUGUGCGAAGCCUCGUGUCCCGAUCCCACUGACGAACAGGAUUUACGCAUCAUGUCGUUUGACGUUUCGGAUGUUCCUGGUAGUACUUUGGCGGAAAUGAUAAUUACGCUCGCUUAUUCCGAUUCUACCAUGCGCACUUAUGUGUAUUGCAAAACACGCGGGUUUGAAUUACUCGUGAAGGGUAAAUAUACAUCGGCGUGUCUGACGCAACUUGUUCAUCUGCGCGUGUCUAGAACGGAGAUACAUUUCUUGACUGCUGCAACGGACGGGAGUCUUUGCAUCUGGGUCGCUCCUCUCACUCUUCUUACCCCUUUUACUCCACCUACUCUCCCCUCUCUACCCCCAACCCCAACCCGCAACCCCAAAACCCAAGAACCUACCCUCCUCUCCCACAAAAAAAAUCAUCAAAAUGCUAUAAAAUCCCUCUCCUUCACCUUCACACACUCUCUCAAAGAUUCAUAUCUAAUCAUCGUUACUGGCGGCGAUGAUAACGCGUUAGGUAUAACUCUAUACCCCAUCUCCAACAUCUCCAACACCAUCAAUACCGAUGAAACCUCUGAAGUACUUCCCGAAUUUCAAUUUCAAUUUCAAACUCCGACUACGAUAUUAUUGCCCGAUGCUCAUGCUGCGGCUGUUACGGGGGCGGAUUUUGUUUCGGGUUUUAAAGAUGGAGUUAGAGAUCAAGAUGGAGAUCAAGAUGGAGAUCAAGAUGCAAAUGCAAAUGUAAAUGAGGAUAAAUACAUAAUAUCCACAAGCACAGAUCAAAGAGUCAAAACGUGGCGGAUAAGGAUAAGAGUUCCCAGGCUUGGAGCAAAGGGAGGAGGAAGAGGAAGAGAAGAUGCACCGGUGUGUCCAGUGGAUAUUGAAAUGGUUGGGGAUGAAUUUACGGCGGUUAGUGAUAUUGGGGAUGUGGGGAUUGUUUCUGGAAGAAGAAGAAGUGGUGAUGGUGAGAUAGAUGGGCGUGAGACGAAGGUGGUUAUUGUUGGGAAUGGGAUUGAGGUUUGGGGGGUGGGGGUGGGAGGUAGAGGGGAUUAA
Sclerotinia borealis F-4128 is the source of this 7359-nucleotide messenger RNA. Lineage: Eukaryota; Fungi; Ascomycota; Leotiomycetes; Helotiales; Sclerotiniaceae. The record is from the annotation of a GenBank genome assembly.